AUGAUUUCCAUGGCGCCCUUCGCAUCUACAGCAGAUGUUUGUCUCAUCACUGCUUUCGGCCUUGUUGCAUGGUAUUUGAUCUCGGCUUCGGCCGCCUGGUUCAGAUUACGACAUGUGCCUGGGCCUCUUCUGGCCAAGUUUUCGUACCUAUGGUUGGGUCAAGUCGCACAAGGCGCAAAGCAGUAUUAUGUUCACCGCGACCUCUGCAGGAAAUACGGGCCGUUGGUCAGAGUGGGCCCAAAUGAGUUGACCACAGAUGAUCCGGAAGUCCUAAGAAGGAUCGCAGCCACCAGGAGCUCGUACGGGAAGGACUCAUGGUAUCAAGGGGCCAGAUUCAAUCCCUACCACGAGGCCAUGUUCUCCACCUUGGAUGUCCGAGCGCACGACGCGUUGAAGUCGAAGAUGGGCGGCGUCUAUGGAGGUAGUGAAGCGCCCCUCCUGGAAGCCGGUGUUGACAUGCAGGUACGGAGCUUGGUAGAGCUCAUCCAGAAGAACUAUAUUUCUGCCAGCGCUGGCGAUCGUAGCAAGCUCAUGGACUUUGCCCCGCUGACCUGCUAUUUCACUAUGGAUGUCAUCACCAAAGUAGCGUUCGGUCAAGAGUUCGGGUAUCUCAAAUCUAACGAAGAUCUUUACGACUUCCUUCGCGGCGUCCGAGAUAACUGGCCGAAGCUUGCCAUGUCCGUGGAUGUCCCCAGCAUCCGUAAUGUUUUGUUGUCGCCGUUGUUCUUGAAGUUCUUCGGCCCAAAGGUUUCAGACAAACAGGGCAUGGGGAAACUCAUGGGAGUUGCAAAAACCGUGGUAGAUACAAGAUUUGGGCCUGACAAAACUACACAUAAAGAUCUUCUUGGCUCUUGGAUCAGCAAAGGACUAGACCAAGACCGAUGCGAAACUGAAGGUCUCUUCAUGGUCAUUGCUGGAUCCGAUACCACAGCUUCUGCUAUACGCAUAACAAUGCUCUACCUAAUGACUUGUCCCAACGUUUACCAAAAGCUCAAGACAGAAAUCAACGCUGCCUGGGAUAGAGGUGGCAUAUCGAGCCCCAUUUCGUACGAGGAAGCGAAGAAGCUGCCAUAUCUACAGGCUGUAGUGUAUGAAGGCCUCCGAAUGCGCCCACCUGCACCUGGACUAUACCCAAAAACAGUGCCUCCCGAGGGCGACGUCAUCCACGGGAAAUUCAUCCCGGGCGGUACGGCUAUCGGAAUGAACACGGCUUCUCUGUUCUCAUCGAUCACACACUUCGGCAACGACGCAGACGUUUUCCGACCGGAACGGUUUACCGAGGCGACAGAGGCGCAAAGAACCGAGAUGGAGAGACUCGUCGAGCUUGGUUUCGGUUACGGCCGGUUCAUGUGCGCUGGGAAAGCAGUCGCUCUGAUGGAACUGUACAAGGUGUUCUUCGAGCUAUUACGUCUUUUCGACUUCCAAAUAGCCAAUCCCACUACACCAUGGGAAUCCCGGAGUUACAGCGUGUUUGUCGAAGAGAACAUGUGGGUCAAAGUAACCAAAUCCUCCAAAGUUUGA
This is a messenger RNA of Neoarthrinium moseri, 1521 nucleotides long. RefSeq lists its product as uncharacterized. The transcript is spliced from 5 exons. The record is from RefSeq and is a predicted model, not a curated record. The coding region runs from base 1 to 1521 and encodes 506 amino acids. Gene Ontology annotation, molecular function: monooxygenase activity; iron ion binding; heme binding. Lineage: Eukaryota; Fungi; Ascomycota; Sordariomycetes; Amphisphaeriales; Apiosporaceae.